Molecule: messenger RNA, 918 nt
Organism: Dromaius novaehollandiae (emu)
Lineage: Eukaryota; Metazoa; Chordata; Aves; Casuariiformes; Dromaiidae
Gene: ENTR1
Product: endosome associated trafficking regulator 1
Exons: 7
Coding region: 81-839 (252 amino acids)
Biological process (GO): positive regulation of cilium assembly; regulation of cytokinesis; positive regulation of protein localization to cilium
Cellular component (GO): recycling endosome; ciliary basal body; early endosome
Source: RefSeq, a predicted model, not a curated record
GGCGGGGACUGCCCUGAGGGGAGGCCCCGCCCCUCGCAGCGCGGAGCGGAGCCGCGGCGGUGGCGGCGGCGGCGGCGCCCAUGGCGGCGGCGGGCGGGGAGGCGGCGCCGGCGGGGGGCCCGGCCGAGCCCAACCCCUUCUCCUUCCGCGAGUUCGUGCGCAGCAAGGCCCGCAGCGGCGGGGAGGCGGCGGCCGCCCGCCAGGCCGCGCCGCGCCCCGAGCCCUUCCCGGCGCCGCCCGGCGGCGAGGCGCAGGACGAGGAGGAGGAUGAGGAGUGGAGCGGGAGCUACCGGCCCUCGGCCGUGGAGCGGGCGCAUCUGGCCGCCCCGCCGCCGCGGCAGCCCAGCUACGAGGAGCUGAAAGAAGAGAAUGCCAGUUUGAGAAACAGGAUCAAUAAGCUUCAGAUUUUCUCCGAAACUCAAGCAGACAAGAUGAGAAAACUUGAAAGAAAACUUGAGGAAAACAAAAUUAAAGAAGAAAAAGAAGCUCAAGAUCUAGAAGCAAUGGUGCAGCACGUGGAACAAAAUCUGCAGCUGAUGACUAAACGGGCUGUUAAAGCAGAGAACAAUGCUACAAAACUGAAACAGGAAAAUGCAUUACUUCAGGUUCAACUGAAAAAUUACAAGACAGAGAAUGAAGCCUUGAGGUCGGGCCAAUCAGCUAGUCUGACUAUAAUGAAACAAAAUGCAGAUAUUGCCUUACAGAAUCUUCUCACAGUUAUAACAAACUCUCGGUCUUCAAUAAAGCAGCUCGUCUCUGGAGCAGAAUCAUUGCAGCUUGUUGCUGAUCUCCUUAAAUCAAUAGACCGAAUUUCUGAAAUGCCAGAGGAUGGACAGUAAAACUACAAACAUGGAUUCAAAGGGAGAGCUCUGUUCUCUUACAGAAGUCACUAGUUAAAGAUUAUUUUCUCAUAUUGAA